GGGCCGGAGCAGGCGCGUUCUGAUGUGAAUAGUGGAAGAUAGUGAGGGAUCAGGUCAUUGCUCUUCCAGCCACCGCUUCAUUCUCCGCCUCUCGGCUUCGGUGUGACCAAAGAUUUUUAAAGAGAAGAGCUUGAAGCUACAACUAUGGCUCCUGCCGUUGGAGGUCCAGUGGGCUACACGCCCCCUGAAGGAGGCUGGGGUUGGGCAGUCGUCGUCGGAGCAUUUAUAUCGAUUGGCUUUUCAUAUGCCUUUCCCAAAUCCAUCACUGUCUUCUUUAAAGAUAUAGAAGCAAUAUUUGGUGCAACUAGCAGUGAAGUUUCCUGGAUUUCUUCGAUAAUGCUGGCAGUCAUGUAUGCAGGAGGCCCUAUAUCCAGUAUAUUGGUAAAUAAGUUUGGGAGCAGACCGAUUAUGAUGUGUGGUGGUCUUCUCUCUGGAAUUGGUUUAAUUGGUGCCUCUUUCUGUCACACUGUCAGCCAACUUUACUUUUGUAUUGGUGUUAUUGGAGGUUUUGGUCUUGCUUUCAACUUAAAUCCAGCUCUAACAAUGAUUGGCAAAUACUUUUUCAAGAAAAGACCAAUUGCUAAUGGCUUGGCAAUGGCAGGCAGUCCUGUAUUCUUGUCAACUCUUGCACCUUUAAACCAAUACUUCUACAGUAUCUUUGGUUGGCGAGGAAGCUUUUUGAUCCUGGGAGGACUUCUUUUCAAUUGUUGCGUUGCAGGCUCCUUGAUGCGCCCCAUUGGACCGAAGCCUGAUGAUUCGAAAAAUAAAGUAACAAAGGAAGUUUUGGAGGAAGCUGGAAAGUGCAAAGACAAGGAUGCCAACAAAGACCUCAUUGAUGGCACAGUAAAAACAAAACCAACUUUCUUUCAGACAAUUAACAAGUUUUUGGACUUCUCCCUUUUUACUCAUAGAGGAUUUUUGAUCUACCUGUCUGGACAUACAAUCAUGUUCUUUGGACUCUUUGCACCUUUAGUCUUUCUUAGUAACUAUGCAAAAAGCAAAGACAUUUCUCCAGAGCGUGCUGCCUUUUUGCUUUCCAUCCUUGCCUUUGUAGAUAUGGUUGCAAGGCCUUCUAUGGGGAUUGUGGCAAAUACAAAGUUGGUGAGACCUAGGGUGCAAUAUUUCUUUGCUGUGGCUGUGCUCCUAAAUGGAAUAUGUCACCUUUUGGCACCUUUAUCGGUUGAUUAUACUGGUUUUGCAAUCUAUGCUGCGUUCUUUGGCUUUGCUUUUGGCUGGCUUAGCUCUGUCCUUUUUGAAACCUUAAUGGAUUUGGUUGGUGCACAGAGAUUUUCCAGCGCCGUUGGACUGGUGACAAUUGUGGAAUGUUGCCCUGUUCUUCUUGGGCCACCCCUCUUAGGCAAAUUAAAUGACAUAUAUGGAGACUACAAGUAUACUUACCAAGCUUGUGGGGUAGUACUCAUCGUAGCUGCAAUUUACCUGAUUAUUGGGAUGACUAUCCAUUACAGACUUCUUGCAAAAGAACAGAAAGCAGAGGAGCUAAAAAAGAGCCAAGAAGCAAAUGGCGGCGAAGCAGAACACAAAGUCAACAAUGAACUCUCAGUCCUUCCUCAGAAUUCAGAUGAUCUUGUUGUAAAAGAAGAGGAAAGUAACAUAUAGGACCAUUUUUUUUUAUUUUUUUUCCCCUCUGGUGCUGGGUGGUAACCAUCAACAGGGUGACACUGAUACGUCACACUAGCCCAGUAUUGGCAUAGAAUUCGAUUUUUAAAGCCUUAUUUGAAGCGCAUGUUUUUUUUUUUAGCUUGCACACAAACAUUUCAUCAGACAGAAACUAAACGUUGCUUAUUUUAAUUCUUCAGUUCUAUGAAUGUUAAAACAUGUGCCUUAUUCACACAAUCUGUUCAGCCUCCCUUUUUAAACUCGUCAGUUUGGCUGCUUUUUAUUCAUGUAGUUUGCAGACUGCUGCGACAAGUAGCGGCCAUCUAUUUGAAGGUUUUAUUUAAUAGGAACAAGUGGACAGUACAAACCCCAUCUAUACGCAAUGCUUGGAUUCUGUCUUCCAAGGACUUCACGGGAUAAGAUUCAGAUGCUGCUACAAUAUAUCAAACAUUGGAAUUGACCUCUUCCCAUGAGGGGGGUAUUUUAAAUGUUUUAUUUUUCUUGCCCUCCUCGGGUCCAGAGGACAUGUUUCAAGCUUUGAUUAUAGCAGAAAAGGCUGAUGUAUAUUAGGAUAUUUUUUCAAGCUUCUGUAAUGUGGCUGUUGUGUGAAUUUGUUAAAUCUGUGCAGAUGUGGUGCGCACUUCAGUAUUAAAUCUUUCACUGCCAUAGAAGGCUGUGGAUAUCUCUUAAAGCUCUUCCAGCAUUCUAAAGGUCAGCUCCUUAUCACAUAAUUUUCUAAAGUUAGGCAUGCUGAACAUUUGCUAGUUUGCCUAGUCUAUAGCAAAAGCUACUUUUGUUAAUGUCUAUGUAAACGUUGAACCUUUCUUGGUUGCUCCUUUGCUCUUUUGGAAUUGGUUUGUAAUAUCUGUGCAAAAAAUACCUGUUGAUUUUACUAGAAAUCUUGUGAGCUGAUCACUUUGGUGUGCUCUGUCUGUGCACAGAGGGGGGUAUGAAGAUGGGAAGGGAAUUGGAAAGGUUUGUUUAUAAUCCAUUAGAAGUUGGGGUAAGAGCGAUGUGGACCACGGAUACUUUUGACAUUUAGAGACCCUUUGUCAUAAACGCAAGAGUGUAUUAUAUUUCUGGCAUACCAACAGUUUUUUUUCUGUACUUGCAGUGUAUUUAAAGGGAUAAAACAUGGGGUACUGUGGUAUCCAUAAAUUUCAAUUUUCAAUUUU
Molecule: messenger RNA, 2792 nt
Organism: Rana temporaria (common frog)
Lineage: Eukaryota; Metazoa; Chordata; Amphibia; Anura; Ranidae
Gene: SLC16A1
Product: solute carrier family 16 member 1
Exons: 5
Coding region: 145-1617 (490 amino acids)
Biological process (GO): transmembrane transport; monocarboxylic acid transport
Cellular component (GO): membrane
Molecular function (GO): monocarboxylic acid transmembrane transporter activity
Source: RefSeq, a predicted model, not a curated record